Molecule: messenger RNA, 4035 nt
Organism: Myxocyprinus asiaticus (Chinese sucker)
Lineage: Eukaryota; Metazoa; Chordata; Actinopteri; Cypriniformes; Catostomidae
Gene: rtn4b
Product: reticulon 4b
Exons: 9
Coding region: 485-3469 (994 amino acids)
Biological process (GO): endoplasmic reticulum tubular network formation; neuron differentiation; brain development
Cellular component (GO): neuron projection; postsynaptic density
Source: RefSeq, a predicted model, not a curated record
UAGGAAUACAGUUUUCUCACAUGAAUUGCACAAGUCCCUGUGAACAGUCAAAACAUGUAACUUAAGCACCUUAAUGAAUCCUAAUCGUGACGCAGCGGUCUACAUUCACUCAGAGUAACUCAAGAACCGCUUUAAUGAUGCAAAGCAGAUGUUUAUUCAGAUGUUCCUAGUAUUGUAAUAUAAAGUAACUGCUAAAGACAAACAAAAAUCAAAUAGUAGUGUGUACAUGUGCACAUUAUUAUAGAUAUUGGUGGUAUGCCACAUAUUUGAAAUAUGACCUGAAAAACAUCUGUAGCACAGGCAUGAUCCACUUACAUUUAUUUUUAGUGAUAUCUGUGCAGCUCUAUAGCACGACACACAAACAUACAUGCUGACGUCACAGCAGUGUGAUUUUCCUCUCGUUUCAUAUUAACACUGAAUACAGUAUUCAUCUAUCAGUGAACUGACAGUUGUUUAGCUAGAGUAUAUAUGAGAGCAUCAACAGAUGAACCUGUUUAUCUUGUACAUGAGGGAGGGCUCGAGAAAGAGGUGGGGAAACCCUUUGUGGGUGGGGCUCUGUGCACCUUCUGCUUCUCCAUUGUUGAAUGGCUACAUCACUCAACCGUGGUGUUUACUGAUUGGUCAGAUAAUUGUGGGCCGCACUAUCAGUAUUCCGCUUAGUCACUUGAGUGAGUCUGUGAAAUUGAGCAGUCUCAUGCAGCUUCUCUCUCAGCGCACUGUUGUUCUCCAGGAAUCGAGUAUCUUUUCACCUCCGAACCCAGAACACAGUGAUAUCAAACACAGAUUCCAGAUGGAAGAGGCAGAUAAAGUUUCCUCCACUUCAGCUGGUGAGAGUCCUGUUGAGCCGCUCGCGACCGUCAAUCAAACACAAUCAGAGGAUGCGAGGGAAAACAUGCCACACGCGGAGGAUAUACAUCAGGAGAUAAAAGAGGACAACACAAACACUGCUUCACAGAUAUCUGAGGAAAACAUUACUUCUUCACCUGCCACUGAAGAACCCAUUAAUACAAAUGAAAUCAAUGAAGUCUCCAUCAGUCCAGAAGAAACAUGUCAGACAUCUGAGGAAACUAUCAGCCCACAGUCAGCAGGAAAAAUCUUCACUCCAGAGAGAGCAGAAGUCACAUCAUCUACAGAGGGAACUGAAGCAACAUCAUCUGCACAGAUACAUGAAGAAAGCAUUGAAACUCCUCAGGGAUCUAAAGUAACAUCUACUGAGAUACCAGAGAAGAGUUCAGCAGCAGAGAUCUCAGAGGUCAAUAAUAUCACACCACAUGCAGCGGAAGUGUGUGUCGCUCCUCCUCCAGCAGCAGCAGAAGUGUGUGUCGCUCCUCCAGCAGCAGCAGCAGAAGUGUGUGUCGCUCCUCCUCCAGCAGCAGCAGAAGGAGUUGAGGUGGAGUUGAGCAGCUCGACUGAGAUUCAGACGCUUCACACAGACACAGAGAGCAGCAAUCUCUCGUCUGAAGACAUUCAGAAACAUUCACACACUCUUCAUCCGUCAUCUUAUGAACCCGCUCCUGCCCUCGUUUCUCCUGCCGCUCCUGCUCUCUUUCAGUCUCCGUUUUCAUCAGACCUCAAGCAUUCUCCACCCGUAGCUUCACAGGCCAGCACUUGUCCUACUAUGGAUUCAUUCAGCAAGGAUGCAGCAGGAUUCGACCGAAAUGUGCUGAACCAGUCAGAUGAUGACUUCAUGUUUGAAAUUAAAAAGAGUCCUUUUCAGGCAUUUUCACCUGUUAAUGACGUCAGCGACAGCCUCGAAGACACAACAGCUGCCAGAAGGUCUGUGGAGGUGUCGGAGAGUCCAUCUCCAGACCUGGAUCAGGAUGCCUAUGAUAGAGAUGAAGAUAACAUGGAGCCCCAGGAAAUCCAACAGGAUUUAGUUUCUGACACAGUAGUUUCCCAUUCAUUUGUGCAGCAACUUGCUUUAUCUGACCUUUUUUCAAAUGUGAACAAAGAGUCUGACAACCGGCCGAUGUCUCUCCCAGAUAUCCUGAAAUCUUCACCGCUUAACCCUGACAAGAUGGACUCGGGGUCUUCGGAAGGAAGUCCUGAUUUUAGCCCUGUUCACAGAUGUAAGAAUGAAUCCCCAAAUUUCCCAUUCUCUGCACCUGCAACCAAUUUGUUUGGAUUUGACUCCAAGAUUUUGCUGCUGAAGGAGAUGGCUGAGGAGACGGAGGCAAAAACUGAGGAAAAUGCAAAACUGGAAGUGGAGAAGAUUUUAGAGCAAAGUUUUGUUGCCUUUGAUCUUGUUAAAGGGACUGAUGUGCCUCCAAAAAGCGACGGCCUAAUGAAGGACAAAGAUGAUUCUGACAUGUCAAGCCAAACUUCUGUUCAAACGGUGGACAAAUUUGAAUGUCUUAACUUUCCAACCAGAAAGGCUCAAGAACUCUCUGAUUCUGAGAGUCCUUCUGCAGAUUUGUUCUCUCCAGUGCUUGAUACAAUGGCAAAAAAUCCUUCAAGUUUCCCCGUAGAGCAUGAGCAGCUUGACAGCUGUGUCAAGGAGGAGAAUGAAGCCAGUGAUGAGGUGUCGGAGCAGGAGGUCUCAUCUGAAGAGUUUGAGUUUGUGGAGAGGCCACAACAAGGCACAGCUGAUGAGUUGCUGGAAAUGCAGGAGAGUUCAGCAUUCAUGAAACCAUCAGAAAUGCUGACGGAUGAAGACUGGUCACCAAAAGUGGAUCCUCAGGUUACAGAUCAAAUGCCUGCAACUCAAGAUGCAAACUGUCAAAGCUCUGACCACCUUCUCACCGAGCUGUCAGACAAAUCCUCUGCUGGGAGUAGAAAGGCCGGCCUGGAAUUGGAUGUCCAAGAAGUGUCUCCAGCUCCUCUAAUCCAUUCUCCUGCUGACACAACUGGGGCUGAGAAGAAGGAAGCCAGAGUCGGCAACAUAUCCAACCUGAGAGCAGCAGCAGUUCUGGAGCUGGUGCGCUGGCGUGAUGUGCGGUCGAGCGCUGUGGUGUUCGGCUGCAGUCUCGUGCUCCUCCUGUCUCUCAGCGUGUUCAGCAUCAUCAGUGUGCUCUCGUACCUGUCGCUGGCGCUGCUGUCCAUCACCAUGUCCUUCAGGAUCUAUAAGGGAGUCCUGCAGGCCAUCCAGAAAUCUGAGGAAGGACAUCCGUUCAAACAGUACCUGGAGCAGGAUGUGUCUCUGUCAGACGAUCUGGUGCAGAAGUACAGUGACAUGACUCUGAGUCGAAUCAACAAUGCAAUGAAGGAGCUGCGCCGUCUGUUCCUGGUGGAGGAUCUGGUGGACUCUCUGAAGCUUGCGGUGCUCUUGUGGAUCCUCACGUAUGUUGGUGCCUUGUUUAACGGACUCACUCUUCUCAUUCUCGGUCUGCUUGGAGCCUUCAGCUGCCCAAUAAUAUAUGAGAAACAUCAGACACAGAUUGAUCAGUACCUGUCCAUGGUGAAGAAGCAGCUGAAGGAUGUCUUGAGGAAGAUUCAAGCUACAGUUCCUGGGAUGAAGAAGUCUGAGUGAUGGCAGAAGAGCUGCGAAGAGUUUGCCGUCAUGUUCUUCUGCUCCGUUUAUUUCUUCAUUCUUCAGCUUGUUCUUAUGACCGCAUUAUUUUGAAGUAGUGCUGGUCGAUACUGAUCGUGAAACACAUAUCUGACCUCACGCAGUCAAUAAAGAAAUGUCUCACCUGGUUUCUCUUUACUUCAGAAAAUGAAAUACACUAUGAAUAUGUCUACAUUUUUUAAUUGGCUAUUUGUGGUAUUUUAGUUCAUAUGAUUUUACUGUUCAUACGAUUGACUGUAGAGUUUCCUUCAUACUCUAUCAUCUGUACUAGACAAGAGUAGAUAUGAAGAGUUCAUUUCACCUCACUGCAGGAACAUUUCUGGAUGAACACGUUUACACGCAGCUUAACUUAGAAGAAGUUAUUCUAUUUAAAUGUAUUUAUCCGUGGACCCAAAUGAUCAUCACAGGAGAACAGAUCAGUGUUUGUUAUGAGUAAUUGUGAAUGAUGCUCAUACGGUUCUUCUGAACUCUGUGGAAUGCAUUGUGACAUGUAAACGAGUACCAAUAAAGCUUCUCGAUGAAUUAUA